CAUUUUAUUUUGUAAUUUUGUACUUUUGCAGUAUUAAUUAGAUGAUUAAGUGAUAUUAUUACUGAAAAUAUUAAAAAAAGGAUAAAUGAUAUUUAAAAUUACUAAAUUCAAAACAAUUUCUUAUCAUUUCAUCCAGUAUUAUUUAAAUAAAAUACUAUAUUAUACAUCUAGGAAAUAUAGAGGUUCGACUAUAUAUUUCUGCCUUUUAAAAUUCUUGACACUAUAAAUUUCUAAAUUUCUUAUAGAUUUAUAGAUAUAAUUUUCAAUUGAUUCUACUGAUACGCAAUAAGCUAUUUUAUUUCUUGACAAUGGAUAAUAAUAGCAGUGUCAUUGCUGGAAACUCAGUAGUAUUUUUGGAUAUUGAAAUUGCCCAAGAAAAAAUUGGACGUAUUGUCAUUGAAUUGUUUAAUGAUGUAGUGCCUAAGACUGCUGAAAAUUUUAGAGCUCUUUGUACUGGUGAAAGAGGUAAUGGUUUAUCAGGAAAGCCACUGCAUUUAAAAGGGUCAUUAUUCCAUCGAGCUGUUCCAGAAUUUAUGAUCCAGGGUGGUGACAUUACUGCUGGUAAUGGAUCUGGCGGUGAAAGUAUAUAUGGUUUGUUUUUUGAGGAUGAAAACUUUAAAUUGCUGCAUGAAGAACCUGGAGUCUUAAGUAUGGCAAACACAGGCCAUAAAAAUACUAAUAACUCCCAAUUUUUCAUCACAACUGCUCCAUGUUCACAUUUGGAUGGUAAGAAUGUUGUUUUUGGAAAAGUGAUAAAAGGAUUUUGUGUAGUUCAAACAAUUUCUACCACUACUACUAAUAAUGAUAUCCCUAUUAAUCCUUGUAUAAUCACAGAUUGUGGUGAGCUAUCACGUGAUAGUAAUACUUGGAAUAUUAAUGAAAAUGAUGCAACCAGUGAUGUUUUUCCCCCUUUCCCCGAAGAUUGGACUGUUCAGCCAGUUGAUCUUGAUGUUAUACAAAUCUGUGAUGUUCUAAAUAAAAUCAAAGAAUCAGGAAACCAAUUUUUUAGCUGCAAAAAUUAUUCAUGUGCUAGACGAAAAUAUGACAAAGUGUUACGAUAUUUUGAAUGGUAUAAAAGUUAUCAUAAAAAUUCUAAAAUGGACUUUAAAACGUUGGAAACUAUACAAACAAAUACAUUGUUAAAUUUGUCCACUGUUCACUUGAAAGAAAAAAAUUACAAAAUUGCAAUUGAAUUAUCAGAACAAGUUUUAAACAUAGAUUGUAAUAAUGGAAAGGCUUUUUUUCGCCUUGGUAAGGCAUUUGGUUCACUCAAUAAUUAUGAAAAAGCAAUAAAAUAUUACAAGCAAGCUUUAGACAUUUUUCCAAAUGAAAAAAAUAUUUUAUCCGAGUUAAAAAGAGUAAAACAAGCUCAAAAGCAAUAUUUAGUAAUGGAAAAAAAACUUUACUCAAAAAUGUUUUCAUCUUAGGAAAAUAGAUUUUAGAAAAUAAUAUAUUAUAAUUAUACUUUUAAGCAAAUUACUCUUUAUUGUUGAUGAAGUAAAGGUGGUUUAAUU
Messenger RNA from Rhopalosiphum maidis (corn leaf aphid), 1514 nucleotides. It is a transcript of the gene Cyp40, whose product is annotated as peptidyl-prolyl cis-trans isomerase D. The coding region runs from base 309 to 1427 and encodes 372 amino acids. NCBI's taxonomy places the organism in Eukaryota, Metazoa, Arthropoda, Insecta, Hemiptera, Aphididae. Gene Ontology annotation, molecular function: peptidyl-prolyl cis-trans isomerase activity; protein binding. Gene Ontology annotation, biological process: protein peptidyl-prolyl isomerization. The record is from RefSeq and is a predicted model, not a curated record. The transcript has 8 exons.